Molecule: messenger RNA, 1542 nt
Organism: Suncus etruscus (white-toothed pygmy shrew)
Lineage: Eukaryota; Metazoa; Chordata; Mammalia; Eulipotyphla; Soricidae
Gene: TIGD4
Product: tigger transposable element derived 4
Exons: 1
Coding region: 1-1542 (513 amino acids)
Cellular component (GO): nucleus
Molecular function (GO): DNA binding
Source: RefSeq, a predicted model, not a curated record
AUGGCUGAAGCCUUGGUGGAUGCCUCGCCCCUACCCGGAACAGUAAAGAAAAAGAAGAGUCUAUCUAUUGAGGAAAAGAUUGACAUUAUUAAUGCUGUGGAGAGUGGGAAGAAAAAAGCAGAGAUUGCAGCCGAGUAUGGAAUAAAAAAAAAUUCAUUGUCUUCGAUAAUGAAGAAUAAAGACAAAGUUCUAGAAGCCUUUGAAUCUCUGAAAUUUGAUCCAAAGAGAAAAAGACUGAGAACUGCCUUUUACACAGACCUGGAAGAGGCAUUAAUGAGGUGGUACCGAAUCGCUCAAUGUCUGAAUGUACCAGUUAAUGGGCCCAUGCUGCGUCUAAAGGCUAAUGAUUUUGCCCAGAAACUGGGUCAUAAUGAUUUUAAGUGCAGUAACGGCUGGCUGGAUCGUUUUAAAUCCAGGUACGGUUUAGUGUUCAGAGCUCAACCUGUAGAAGCUACCAGAGUAUCAGCAGACCCUUCCACUGUCUGGCACCAAAAUAUACUUCCUUACUAUUUAAAUGAUUAUCAUCCCAGAAAUGUCUUUAAUAUCAAAGAGACAGGACUGUUGUAUCGAAUGUUACCUACGACUACUUUUGCGUUUAAAGGAGAAACCUGCUCCAUUGGGAAGCUUUGCAAAGACAGGGUCACUCUGGUGGUGGGAACUAACAUGGACGGCUCGGAGAAACUUCCUUUGCUUGUCAUUGGGAAAAACAGAAACCCCCAUUGUUUCAAAGGGAUCAAAUCCUUGCCUGUGCAUUACGAAGCUAACACCAUGGCAUGGAUGACCUCCCAGGUUUUUGAACAAUGGAUGCAGCAGCUUGAUCAGAAGUUUCAAGCCCAGCACCGAAGAGUGGUGAUUUUCGUUGAUUCUUUCCCCGCACACCCAGAGGUAAAGAACCUAAAAGCCAUUGAGUUGGCCUUCUUCCCAUCAUGUUUAUCAUCCAGACUUACAGCCAUGAAACAAGGUGUGAUUCAAAGUCUGAAGAUCAAAUACAGGCACUCCCUUAUCAAGAAGUUUCUGAGCUCCGUGGAAGGCGGCAGAGAAUUUACCUUUUCUCUCCUGGAUGCGGUUGACACAUUGCACCUGUGCUGGAGAUCUGUGACCCCAGAGACGAUCAUGAGGAGCUACGAGGAGGCGGGCUUCAAAUCUCCAAAGGGAACGGAAAGCAGAAAGAGCAGCAUGGAAACAGGGUCAGGGCUCGACCUAGUUGAAGAUGCCCAGGCAGCAGGAGUGGAGUUUCCGGAAGGGCUGUCGCUAGAGGAGUACGCGGCCCUCGACGAUGACUUGGAGACCUGCGAAGGGGCAGCAAACGGUGACUCGGUGUGGACCAAAGAGAGCCAGGCCGAGGAGGCUCGAUUUUAUGCAUCUGAUGAAGAGGAGGACGGGGAUGUGCUGGGAUCCGAACUCCCUUCGCCCUCAAAAUCAGAAGCAGUAACUGCUCUAGAUACACUGAAAACUUUCCUUAGAAGCCAAGAUAUAGAUGAUGGGCUUCAUAAUUCUUUAGCAGACCUUGAAAUUUUUAUCAGCUCUUUAUCAGCUAAAUAA